Messenger RNA from Panicum hallii, 561 nucleotides. Its product is annotated as ethylene-responsive transcription factor ERF036-like. NCBI's taxonomy places the organism in Eukaryota, Viridiplantae, Streptophyta, Magnoliopsida, Poales, Poaceae. The transcript has a single exon. The record is from RefSeq and is a predicted model, not a curated record. The coding region runs from base 1 to 561 and encodes 186 amino acids. Gene Ontology annotation, biological process: regulation of DNA-templated transcription. Gene Ontology annotation, molecular function: DNA binding; DNA-binding transcription factor activity.
AUGGAGAACCUGCACCACAGCCAGCAGCAGCAGCCGGCCGCUCCGGCGGCGUCGGCAGCGCCCGCCCCGCAGUACCGGGGCGUGCGGCGGCGGAAGUGGGGCAAGUGGGUGUCGGAGAUCCGGCAGCCGGGCACCAAGGUCCGCGUCUGGCUCGGCAGCUUCGACUCCGCCGAGGCCGCGGCGGUAGCGCACGACGUGGCGGCGCUGUGCCUGCGCGGCCCGCGGGACGCGCAGCUCAACUUCCCGGGGUCCGCGGGCUGGCUGCCCCGCCCCGCCAGCACCGACCCCGCCGACAUCCGCGCCGCCGCGGCGGAGGCGGCCGAGCGCGUGCGCCGCGAGCCGGCGUUGGUCGCCGCCGCCGAGCCCCCGGCGGGCCGGCUCGACGACCUGGCCGUGGGCGGCGAGUUCGGCGACGACAUGGAGUCGUCGCCCCGGCUGUGGACCGAGAUGGCCGAGGCCAUGCUGCUGGACCCGCCCAAGUGGGGCCCCGACGGCAGCGACGGCUCCGAGGGCUCCGGCUCCCAGCAUUGGCCCCAGGGGUCCCUCUGGGACGCAUGCUAG